Drosophila subpulchrella is the source of this 769-nucleotide messenger RNA. RefSeq names its product ubiquitin-conjugating enzyme E2 G1 (gene Ube2g1). Bases 187 to 693 code for a protein of 168 amino acids. Gene Ontology annotation, biological process: proteasome-mediated ubiquitin-dependent protein catabolic process; protein polyubiquitination. The record is from RefSeq and is a predicted model, not a curated record. Lineage: Eukaryota; Metazoa; Arthropoda; Insecta; Diptera; Drosophilidae. Gene Ontology annotation, molecular function: ubiquitin conjugating enzyme activity. The transcript is spliced from 3 exons.
CAAACUAGUUCUACUCUACAUACCAUUUUUAGAACUCUUGUUCAAUUUGUCAAAUUGUUAAAAUUAAUUUGGUCGAUAGUUCUAUUUACUUUUGAAUGCUAAGGAUUUUUAAUAAUACAAUUUUUAUUUGUGUAAAUUCGUGGCGCGUAUUUAAAAGCUAUAUACAUAUUUAUUUUAUUACUUGCAAUGUCUGAACUUCAGUCAUCUCUGUUGUUAAAAAAGCAAUUGGCAGAACUGAACAAAAACCCAGUGGAAGGAUUUUCAGCUGGUUUAAUUGAUGAAAAUGAUAUUUUUCGUUGGGAAGUCUUAAUAAUUGGACCACCAGAUACGCUAUAUGAAGGAGGUUUUUUCAAAGCACAUCUGUACUUUCCCAAAGAAUACCCUUUGAGACCUCCUCGAAUGAAGUUUGUAACAGAAAUUUGGCACCCAAAUAUCGAAAAAAAUGGAGAUGUUUGUAUUUCUAUUUUACACGAACCUGGAGACGAUAAAUGGGGCUAUGAAAAAGCAUCAGAACGCUGGUUACCGGUGCACACAGUGGAGACUAUUUUGAUAUCUGUAAUAUCAAUGCUAGCUGAUCCCAAUGAUGAGUCUCCAGCAAACGUAGAUGCCGCUAAAGAAUGGCGAGAAUCUUAUACCGACUUUAAACGCAAAGUUGCUCGUUGCGUCCGAAAAAGUCAAGAGGAGUGCUCGUGAAGCAGCCUGCCCUAUAUUUGUAUAUUUAUAUUAAACAUUUUAUACAUUAAAAGGAUAAACUGAAUUAUUUAAACAU